AACGACUGAUCCAAAAGGUUGGCCUAUGCUAGAUUUUGUUAGAGUUAUUAGUAAGAUAUUGAGAAAAGAUAUGUAAAGAAUAGAGAAAGUAGGAGACAAAUAUAAAGAAGAAGAAGAAGAAGAAGAAGAAGUAGUAGAAAAAGAAGAGUAAAUAUGGUACAUCUAAAAGAAGAGCUUACAAAAUUUUUGAAAACGACUUCAAUUAAGGGUGUUCCAAAGGUAUUUCAAGUUAGAAAUACAUUUUUAAGAAUACUAUGGGCAAUGUCAAUUAUUGGAUUUUUUGCAACUGCUUUUUUCCAAGUUAUAUAUUCGUUACUUGAUUAUCUCAAAUACGAAACAAUAACCGUUAUAAAUGAACAACGUCAGGGUAGUACUGUAUUUCCAUCAAUAACGUUAUGUAACAUUCAACCAUUCGACUAUGAUAGGAUAGAAAAAUAUGGCUAUAUAAAACCUGAAGAAUACUUUUCAAAGGUUGAUUAUUACGUAUCAAAAAUGCAUGAGUUAAAUACUUCUGAUAGAGAAGAAUUAAAAACUUCUCUAAGAGAUAUUGGUGGAUAUUUUUCAUUUCUAGGCAUUGAAAACGCAAAAAGGGUUGGAUUUGAAAAAAAUGAUUUUAUAAUUGAUUGUAAUUAUAUUGAACUAGAUGGAGAGUUGACAAUCAAGAGGAAAUGUGAAGAUUUUGGAGAUAUUGUUCUUACUCAACAGCCACCAUAUUUAAAUUGUUAUAACAUCAACCUGAAAGCUGAAAAUAGUAAUAAAGGUGUAGAUGCCAUGACAGUAUUAUUACAUAUAGCCGACCAUUUUAAAUCCGAUAUUAUUCAGUCAAGAGGAGCAGUGUUUGCUAUACAUGAUAAAUAUGGCGCACCGUCAAUGAGUUUAAAUGGUCUUACGUUGAGUACCAACACUUUCACAUCGGUUUAUAGUACUGUUGAAGAACGGAAACGCCAAGGAAAACCAUAUGGAGAUUGUACAGACGAAGAGAGACUUAAAGAUUAUAGAGAUUUUGCAGGUAGUGAAAUAGCAUAUUCAGUUAGUACAUGCGAAAUAAAAAAAAUACACGAUUCCAUCAUAUCGAAAUGUAAAUGUCAAGACGUUCAUAGUUUGAUUUACAAACCAUCGGCAAAUGUUUCCUUCUGUCAUAAGAUGGAUGAAGUUUUCAAUAUACAAAAUUUACGUGAUAUUUUACAAAAUUCUCGAUGCAUACAAAAGGUAUACGAAGAAUUGGGAUCUUUGUAUACAUGUAUUCCUAGAUGUAGAUCGAAAUCAUACACAAAUCUUUUAAGCAAAUCUGAUUGGCCCAUUAAAUCUAGUGUAUUAAAUCUAUAUCAACAAUUCAUAAAACCUCAUCCAUUGGGAAAAUAUUUUAAAAUUUAUGAAAAUGCAACUAAUAUUAAUAGUGUUGUGUCGGAUUUGCUGGAGAAUAAUCUUAUCAAGGUAGAGAUAGUUAGGAAAUUAAUAUAAGUCUAUCUAAUACGGACAUUUACUAGGUUAAAUUUAAUUGGAUAUCUCAUAAGGGUAGUAAAGUUAUCAGUGAUAAAGCAAAGGCGAAGUUUCUUGAUUUUUUCUCUAAAUUUGGAGGUAUCCUUAAUCUUUGGACAGGCGUUACCUUUGCUCUCUUUGUAGAAUUCUUUGAACUCUUCUACAGGUUACUUAUAGGAUCAAAUGAAAAUCGAAUAAGGGUUGUAGAAGUGAGAACAUUGAGAUAAUGAGUAAAAUAUGCUUUUAUGGAGUCAAUUAAACAAACUAUAGAAGACUAUCAGAGUAUAUAGAAUUAUAUCGUUAUGUACAAUAUUUUGUCUAUAUAAACUUUGUAUAAAUUUAUAGUGUUCGCUUAUGUGCUAAUAUUCAUUCUUUUCUAUUCAUUUACGUAUCUGUUCAGCCUUACGUAAAAUGUCUUGAUUCUUAUCUACUUAAUAAAG
Messenger RNA from Dimorphilus gyrociliatus, 1919 nucleotides. The record is from the annotation of a GenBank genome assembly. NCBI's taxonomy places the organism in Eukaryota, Metazoa, Annelida, Polychaeta, Dinophilidae.